Messenger RNA from Panicum hallii, 1479 nucleotides. RefSeq lists its product as uncharacterized. Lineage: Eukaryota; Viridiplantae; Streptophyta; Magnoliopsida; Poales; Poaceae. The coding region runs from base 1 to 1479 and encodes 492 amino acids. The record is from RefSeq and is a predicted model, not a curated record. Gene Ontology annotation, molecular function: nucleic acid binding; zinc ion binding. The transcript has a single exon.
AUGGAGGCAUACAUUCAAGCACAAGGCUCUCUACUUUGGAAGAAGGUGACUACUCCUUUUCAAGUGCCUGAUCAAGUUAACGAUGCUAAUCGAGUGAAUGUGGAGAAUAAUAGCAAGGCAAGGAACUUGAUCAUCCAAGGACUUGGAAGGAGUGACUUUGAUCGCGUGGUGCAUCACAAGUCGACAUUUGAGGUAUGGAAAGCAUUAUGUGAUUAUCAUGAAGGUUCAUCUACUAUAAAAGAGGUACGUCAAGAUAUGUACAAAAAGGAUUACAUGCGUUUUGAGAUGAAACCUGAUGAAUCAUUAGAUGAUUUCUUUGCAUGUUUUAAUAAAAUUCUUAGUAAUCUUCGUGCUGUUAAUGUUACCUUUACUGAUGCUGAAAAUGCACGUCAAUUGCUUAGUGCUUUAGACAUGUCAAUUUGGGAGAUGAAAGUUACAUCUAUUAGAGAAUCUACUGUCAUGAGUACACUUACUUUGGAUGUGCUGUAUUCUAAAUUGAAAACUCAUGAACUAGAUGUUCUGGCUAGGAAGCAUGGUUCUAUGUCAACUGCAUUAACUUCACAAACCAAUUCUAGCAAGUCUCAUGAUGAUAACUCCUCCAUUAGCUACGCCUUGUCUUCUUUGUCUGCGCCAACCAAUGAACAGCUAGAACAACUUCCUGAAGAUAAAUUAGCACUCCUCUCUACUCGUGUUACUAAAGCUUUGCAGAAUGUGAGAUCAAGGAAGAGAGGGAAUUCUGGUCCUCAAAGAUGCUUUGAAUGUGGUUCACUCAAUCAUAUUCGUCCCAAGUGCCCGAAGUUUCUAGCAAGGAUUUCAAGGGAUGAGGAAAAGGAUGAAGAAGAGACUCAAAGUGACAAGAAGAAGCACACAUUUAGGAGACACAAGAAGAAUGGUUACUUAAAUCAAAAGGUGGUGCAUCGUGUUCUUUCUGCUCUUGAGCAAGUAAACUUGAGUGACAUUGAUUCGGAGAGCAGUGAUGAAGACACUUCACGCAAAGGCAAGAAAAUACGUGAGUUGACUGGGUUAUGUCUAAUGGCAAGCAGCAAGAGUUUCUCCAACAGUGACCUUGAAAGCGACAAUGAGGUAGAACCUUCUUAUGAUGACUUAGCUCUUGCUAUUGAAAAACUUGGUACUUUAUUAGAGAAAAGAACUAAAAAGAUUAAGAAACAUGAUGCUUUGAUUGAAUCUUUAUAUGCUGAAAUUGAUAGGCUUAAAACUUUAAUACCUAUUGAUGAUUCAUGCAAAUCAUGUGAUGCUAUCUAUGCUGAAUUUAUUUCUUUAAGAGAUAUGCAUUCUUCUACACUAGAGGAACUAAAUGUAGAAAAAGAGAAAAAUGAGAAUCAUGUUUGUGUAAUUGACAAACCUGUUUCUUGUGAUAAUUGCAAUGUUCUUGAAUUAAAGUUAAAAGAUGCAAAUGCUACAGUUGAUCAAUUGAAACAUGAUCUUUCUACACAUGAGGUUUGUGGCAGAACCGCCUGA